AAUGUUCAAAGAGAACACCAUUACACGAAUCUCAUUUUGUUUUCAGUUCAAGUCGACAAUGAUGCACCAAAUCAUCUGUGAUUCAUCCUUUCCCGAUUAAGAUUGGAUAUCAAUCUCGUCUGCCCGGUGGCUCCCACCGUUUGCCGGCGUUCUCCGCCGCUGUCACAACCCUUCUUUCUCUCACUCUUGCUGUUCGAUCAAUCUAACCCGACAACAACAGACAAACCAAUUAACUAAGCCAGGAUCAAUCAGCAUAUGAUUCAAUCGCACUCGUUCCAUGGCUACACGUAUCUUCUAUUUACUGAUUGUUUUUACUAUCUACGGCUUCAGUUCUAUCUCAUCUAACCCUAAUUUUGGUGUUUCUUCAACGAUCGAUGAAUCUACAAUUCUUGAUUUCCAUGGAGAUUAUUCGCCGCCGUCGCCUCCACCGCCAUCUCCACCACCACACCCUCCGGCUCUAUCGUGCGAAGAAGAUUUACGAGGAAUCGGGAGUUUAGACACUACGUGUGAACUAAAUAUUAGUACGAUUUUCGUUGCUGAUGUGUAUAUAGAAGGAAAAGGGAACUUUCACAUACUCCCUGGUGUUAAAUUUAAAUGUCUUACUUCUGGAUGUUCGAUAAUUAUCAAUAUUAGUUCUGAGUUUAGAUUAGGGUUGAAUUCAGAGAUAGUAGCAGGGACGCUUCAUGUGACGGCAGGGAAUGCGACAUUUGAAGAGGGUUCAAUCGUUAAUGUUACUGCUAUGGGUGGUGAUCCACCGGAGCAUACAAGUGGCUCGCCUAAAGGGGUGUUUGGUGGUGGUGGAGGGCAUGGUGGGAGAGGUGCUUGUUGUGUUGUGGACAAUACAAAGCUCCCAGAGGAUGUAUGGGGUGGUGAUGCUUAUGGGUGGUCGGAUUUACCUGAACCCUAUAAUUAUGGAAGCAAAGGUGGGGCGACUAAUAAAGAUGAUGAUUAUGGAGGGAAUGGUGGCGGCAGGGUUUGGGUUGAGGUGGUGGAUGCUGUGGAAGUCAGUGGAAGAAUUUUUGCAGAUGGUGGUGAUGGUGGUGUCAAAGGUGGAGGAGGCUCUGGUGGCAGCAUUUUCGUGAAGUCCCGGAAAAUGACAGGUAGUGGCAUCUUAAGUGCAUCUGGAGGUAAUGGGUUUGGUGGAGGUGCUGGUGGAAGAAUAUCUGUGAAUGUAUUCAGCAGACAUGAUGAUCAAACAUUCUUUGCUCAUGGGGGACAAAGUUAUGGUUGUCCUGCAAACUCUGGUGCUGCAGGGACUUUCUAUGAUGCUGUUCCUAGAAGACUCAGAGUCAACAACCACAACAUGUCAACAGAUACAGAUACACCUUUUUUUGCAUUCCCAAAUCAGCCUCGUUGGACAAGUGUUGAUAUUCAAGAAUAUGCUAGAGCUGCUGUUCCCCUACGUUGGAGUCGCGUGCAGGUUCAAGGACAACUUAGUUUAUCAGCUGGAGCAGUUUUAAGCUUUGGUUUACCUCAUGAUGCUGUGUCAGAGUUUGAAUUAAUGGCAGAGGAACUUUUAAUGAGUGAUUCAGUAAUCAAGAUAUAUGGGGCUUUGCGAAUGUCUGUUAAAUUGCACUUGAUGUUGAAUUCCAAAAUGCUUAUAGAUGGUGAUGGUGAGGGUGAUCCAAUUAUCGCCACUUCAUUGCUUGAGGCUAGCAAUUUACUUGUCCUCAAGGGAGGAUCUGUAAUCCAGUCAAAUGCAAAUCUUGGUGUUCAUGGUCAAGGUUCUUUGAAUUUGACUGGGGAAGGCAAUGUUAUAGAAGCUCAACAUCUGGUUUUAUCAAUAUUUUGCUGUAUCAAUGUUGAACCUGGGUCGAUGCUAAGAGGUCCAUUAGAGAACACAACUAUUGAUCACUCGGCACAUUGUGAACUGGAGGUUUGCCCAAUGGAAUUAAUUCAUCCACCUGAAGAUUGCAAUGUGAAUUCUUCAUUGUCCUUCACUCUUCAGAUAUGUAGAGUUGAAGAGAUAGUUGUUGAAGGUUCCAUUGAAGGAUCCGUUGUUCAUUUUCAAUGGGUAAGAAGUGUAUUAAUCAAACCAUCUGGAUCAAUAAGUGCUUCUGGAUUAGGCUGCAUUGGUGGAGCUGGGCAAGGAAAAAUCUUGAAUGAUGGUACUAGUGGUGGUGGGGGACAUGGCGGCAGGGGUGGUGAUGGAUACUAUAACAACAGUAUUGUUGUUGAAGGUGGUGUUCCUUAUGGUGAUGCUGAUUUUCCUUGUGAGUUUGGUAGUGGCAGUGGAGAUGAUAAUUUAGGUGGUGCAACUGCUGGUGGUGGUAUCAUAGUGAUGGGGUCAUUGGAGCACUCUUUGUCGAGUUUGUCAAUCUAUGGGUCACUGACAGCUGAUGGAGAAAGUUUUGGAGAAAAUAUAAGAAAACAAGAUGUGAAGCAUGCUGGUGGAGGAUCUGGUGGAAGUGUUCUUCUUUUUGUUGAUAGAUUGACACUUGGCGAUUCAUCUGUAAUCUCAACUGGUGGAGGGUAUGGUAGUCAGAAUGCUGGUGGUGGGGGUGGUGGUAGGAUUCAUUUUCAUUGGUCAGAUAUUACAGUUGGAGAUGAAUAUCAACCUGUCGCUAGUGUUAAUGGAACCAUUAAUAUUGGAGGAGGAAUUGGUAAAGGUCUUGGGCAACCAGGGAAUAAUGGGACUAUCACUGGAAUAGUUUGUCCACAAGGGCUGUAUGGUAUUUUUUGUGAGGAAUGCCCACUUGGCACUUACAAGAAUGUGAGUGGGUCAGAAAGAGAUCUUUGCUAUGAUUGCCCAGCUCUAGAGUUUCCACAUCGUGCCAUUUUUACCCCUGUUCGAGGUGGUGUUUCUGAUGUUCCUUGUCCUUACAAGUGUGUGUCUGAGAGAUACCACAUGCCUCACUGCUAUACAACAUUUGAGGAGUUAAUUUAUACGUUUGGUGGGCCAUGGCUAUUUGGUUGUAUGCUUCUAGGUUUGCUCCUCCUUUUUGCCCUUGUACUUAGUGUUGCUCGUGUGAAAUUUAUUGGUGGGGAUGAAUUGCCUGGAUUAGUUCCCACUCGACGUGGCUUGCAGUUGGAUCGAUCUGUUCCUUUCUUGGAAUCAUUGAAUGAGGUUCUUGAAACAAAUAGACAUGAGGAAUCCCAGAAUCAUGUCCACAGAAUGUACUUCAUGGGAUCCAAUAGUUUCAGUGAACCUUGGCAUCUCCCUCAUUCCCCUUCAGAACAAGUAGCUGAAAUUGUAUAUGAAGAUGCAUUCAAUAGGUUUGCAGAGGAGAUAAAUUGUUUAGCAGCUUUUCAAUGGUGGGAAGGAUCAUUUUACAGCAUCCUUUCUGUGAUUGCAUAUCCAUUUUCCUGGACAUGGCUGCAAUGGUGUCGCAAAAAAAAGAUACAAAGAUUACGUGAAUUUGUUAGAUCAGAAUAUGAUCACGCGUGCUUGCGUUCAUGUCGUUCCCGUGCUCUCUAUGAGGGGCUUAAGGUUUCUGCAACUUCUGAUAUGAUGCUUGCAUAUGUGGAUUUUUUCCUUGGUGGAGAUGAGAAGAGAGACGACCUUCCUCCUUCACUCCAUCAAAGAUUUCCACUCUCUUUAGUUUUUGGAGGAGAUGGAAGUUACAUGGCUCCUUUCGUUCUUCAUAGUGACAAUAUUCUAACAAGCCUCAUGAGUCAGGCUGUGACAUCGACAAUUUGGUACCGAUUAGUUGCUGGUCUAAAUGCACAGCUACGGCUUGUUAGACGCGAUCAGUUAAAGUCAACUUUCCGACCAAUCAUAAGCUGGCUUGACACGUAUGCAAAUCCAACUUUAAGUGUGCACAGAAUACGCGUUGAUUUAGCUUGCUUUCAGCCAACUGCAUUGGGUUAUUAUCAAUUCGGAUUGGUAGUUUCUGCAGUUGAGUAUCAGCGGGCCCCACCACCUUCAAUUAGCAGUCCACAUGGUCUACCCGAUCCCGAGGUGCAGUCAAGCUAUUUCGUGAAUCAUCGUGGUAAAGUUGAAGAACGUGUCCAUUUCCAAGAGUCUGAACCCUUAAUGACACAUAGAAGAGCAUCUGGAUGGAUUCUAGAUGAUAUUAGCUUAAGAACACUUAGAGAAAACAUGAUGUGGUAUCCUCUAUCUUUUAUCAUAUGCAACACCAAACCAGUUGGUCAUCAGGAUCUUGUUGGGUUGGUGAUAUCUAUUCUUCUUUUAGGAGAUUUUAUACUUGUGUUACUGAUGUUGCUUCAGCUUUACUCAAAUUCCAUGGUGGAUUUAUUUUUGGUGUUAUCUCUUCCCCCUCUUGGUAUUCUCCUCCCAUUUCCAGCUGGAAUCAGCGCUUUAUUUAGUCAUACUCCUAAGCGUUCAUCAGGGCUUGCACGUUUUUAUGCACUCUGGAACAUCACUUCCUUGGUCAAUGUUGUUGUGGCCUUCAUAUGUGGAUAUUUUCAUUACAAGAAUCAACUCCCCCCAAACGACAAUCAUUUAAAUUCUUUGUCCUGGAGCUUAAGCUUGGAUGAUGGUGGAUGGUGGAUGCUUCCAUCUGGAUUGAUGGUGUGUAAAGUUAUACAGGCACAACUAAUUGAUUAUCAUGUGGCUGAUCAAGAAAUUCAAGAUCGAACAUUAUACUGUAAUGAUCCCACUGUUUUUUGGCAGUCGUGAAACAAAACAUAUAUCCACAUUCCUUUUUUUUUAUUUUUUUAUUUUUUUUAUUUGUGUGUGUAGUUUAUAAGAAAGAAAGUACAAAAAAAAUAUAAAUUUUUAAAACA
Messenger RNA from Lactuca sativa (garden lettuce), 4689 nucleotides. RefSeq lists its product as uncharacterized. The record is from RefSeq and is a predicted model, not a curated record. NCBI's taxonomy places the organism in Eukaryota, Viridiplantae, Streptophyta, Magnoliopsida, Asterales, Asteraceae.